AUGGCCCAUAGAAAUGUUGCUACUAAUUCUUCUUUCGAGAGAAGUAGCUUGGCUUCACUGGAUCAAAAGUUGGCCAUGGCCAAGCGCUGUUCUCGUGAGGGUAUGAUGGCAGGGGCCAAGGCAGCUGUUGUUGCCACUAUCGCCACUGCUAUUCCAACUCAGCUGGCUAGUGUAAGAAUGCUACCUUGGGCAAGAACCAAUCUCAAUCACACUGCUCAAGCUCUCAUAAUUUCCACGGUGGCUGGAGCAGCAUAUUUCAUAGUAGCUGACAAGACCAUUUUGGCAUCAGCAAGAAAGAACUCCUUCAACCCACCCUCCAAUGCAUGA
Molecule: messenger RNA, 327 nt
Organism: Sphenostylis stenocarpa
Lineage: Eukaryota; Viridiplantae; Streptophyta; Magnoliopsida; Fabales; Fabaceae
Source: the annotation of a GenBank genome assembly